AUGAAUGCUAUCGAAAUUCAAUUUCAAUUUGGACGCGAAUUUCGCACAGCAAAAUUAGAAUCCGAGAAUUAUUUGACAUUUGAAUUCCUACUUCGUCUUAUUCAACAAACAUUUUCAACCUGUAAACAUCCAUUCACGUCAUUCAUCUAUGUCGAUGACGAUGGCGAUCGCGUUACAGUUUCGAGUGAACUUGAAAUGGAUCCAUUACGAGAAUUUUAUUUUCGUAUGUGCCAAGAACAAUUAUCUUCGAAGCCUAUUCUCAAACUUCAACCUAUCGUCAACCGCAAUCAUGCUAAUUUAACAAUCGAUACCAUUUCAUCAUCUCCUGGCGAUCAAAAUAAUCAAGAAAGAAAGAAAUAUGCCUAUAUGGAAGCUAACGUUGAACACAUUCUUUCAUCAGGAAAGAUGUUAUCUCUUGACAUGCUGGAAAUUAUCGGUACAGGAAACAGUGGUGUUGUACGACGAUGUCGAAAUCGGCAAACUCAACAAAUUCUUGCGGUGAAAAUUAUUUCACUCGACCUCCAUAAAGAAGAAAAGAAACAUGAAAUCGUCACUGAACUCAAUGCAUUGAAUACCCUCCAGUCGGAUUAUAUUGUUCAGUUGCACGGUGCUUAUUUACACGAAAAUUCUGUUCAUAUCUGUACUGAAUACAUGGAUCGCGGUUCACUCGAACAAUAUAUCGGUAUUCUUGUACCCGAAAAUGUUCUCAUUCACAUAACAUUAUCAAUGAUACAAGGUUUGAUGUAUAUGUGGAGUCGUAAGAUAAUGCACCGUGACAUCAAACCAUCCAAUGUGCUUGUGAAUAGUUAUGGUUGUAUAAAACUAUGCGAUUUCGGUGUUAGUCGAGUGCUGGAAACAAUUGGCCAGAAAGUAGAUACAUUUAUUGGUACACACAAAUACAUGGCACCAGAACGUGUCAUCUCAGAUGAAUACAGCAUUCCAUCAGAGAUCUGGAGUGUAGGCAUGACAGUUCUGGAGAUGGGCCUUGGGCGAUAUCCAUUUCAUACGGAAAGUCAAGGUCCACCACUAGCCGUUCGGCCUAUCGAACUAGUACAAUGCAUUGUGUAUGAGGCAACACCACCAUUAUCGAUUGAUCGUGGCUAUUCAUCCGAAUUUGCUGCAAUCAUUCAGAAGUGUCUUUCUAAAACUUCCACAGAACGACCACUACCAAAGGAUUUUCUCGACUAUCCUCUCUUCAUAAAAUAUAACCAUAAUGAUCCCAACCAGAAUCGCGCAAUCGUUGCCGAUUUCUUCAAUCGGACCGCAAUCGCUGCUGCUCGACCGUAA
Messenger RNA from Adineta ricciae, 1287 nucleotides. NCBI's taxonomy places the organism in Eukaryota, Metazoa, Rotifera, Eurotatoria, Adinetida, Adinetidae. The record is from the annotation of a GenBank genome assembly.